CAGAGUUUGCUUAAGCUCUCCAUGCUGCUCACCACUCUGCUCACUCCAGCAUGGCAAGACUGCUUUUCCUGCUGUUUGUUGCCCUAGAACUUGCUUAUUACUGUGAUGGCCAGUUCCAGUCUGCAUUUCAAAACCACGCGUCUUUAAAGAAGGCGAACUGCACUGAUGGGUCAGAUGAAGCCUUCUGUGGCUCUUGUGACUUUGAAAAGGACACAUGUGGAUGGAAUGACACCAGCAAUGGUGCAUUUCGGUGGAGGCUGGAGAUGGCCAACAUCAGCAGCAUUCCGGGUGUGGACCAUACCACUGGAUCACCAUGGGGCCAGGUCAUGCAUGUAGACGGUGAAGACCCUGCAAUGUUCUCAAAGGCCAUUUUGGAACGCACCUUUAUACAGUCCACUGCAGUUGGGUGUCAGAUAAGCUUUUGGUAUCAUCUUCAUGACCCUAUUGGUUUGUCCUCGCACUUUGCCCUAAGCAUGGUCACCAAUGGGUCAUCUCUGGUCUUGUGGGAGAUUAAGAAAGGGCAGACUGAUGGUUGGGUGAAUGCCUCAGUGAGACUUGGGAACCGUCCUGAAGGUUUCAAGCUGGUGUUUUCUGUGGAUCCCACACACAUUGGAAAUCAGGAUGUGAUGCUGGAUGAUGUUAGGCUGACAGGCUGUGCCGAAGGGGAUGUUCCUGCAGGCUCCGAGCAGCUUAGCUGUGACUUUGAGAAGGACCUAUGUGGUUGGUAUCCAGACCAGUCUGCCAGCCUCAACUGGGAGAGGGCCAAUGGCCAGAAACCAUCACUGGACAAUCAGGGACCAGGCUAUGACCACACAACUGGUUCUGGUUAUUACAUCUAUAUUGCACCAAAAAGGAGCUCCAACCCCUCACAGACAGCCAGACUUGUCAGUUAUCCCCAGCAGGGCAAAUGCAUCAGCUUCUGGUAUCACAUCUAUGGCGGUAGCAUUGGCUCUCUCCGAUUCAUCUCCAAGAACACUGAAGGAUCGGAGACAGUGGUGUGGAUGAGGACGGGGACUCAGGGCAACAAAUGGCACUUUGUACAACUUAGUUUUGACACCACUGACAACCCAGUUCAGUUCAUCUUUGAAGGUAUCUUGGGAGGUACAGACGGCAGCAUUGCUGUGGAUGACGUGCAGGUGUGGAGCAGUGUGAACGGUUCAUGUCUGGAUAAGAGAGAGUGCACGUUUCAGAGUGGUCUGUGUGGACUACAGCCUGAACCUGCAGCACAUUUCCCCUGGGUCAGGACCACCGGACAGCAGGCCGUAGGCUCUGCUAACCCACCCACAGACCACACUCUGGGCACUGAUCAAGGCUACUAUCUGAGUGCACAGCUGUGGAAGCACCCACUCGGUAGCCGAGGCAGCAUGCUGACUCAGGUCAAUGAGCCCACUGCAGAGAACGGGCAGUGCUGGAUGUUCUGGUAUCACAUGGCCGGGAGAGACAAUAGCUCUCUCAGUGUAUACCUGCAGCAGUCACACAACAGCAGCACUCGUGUUCUUCUCUGGAGCCGCAGCAUAGAGCAAGGAGAGCUGUGGAGACACAGCAAAGCCACUGUACUCAGCCCUCACAGCACUUACCAGGUCAUCUUUGAAGCGGUGGUUGGAGACGGUCAGGUUAAGGACAUUGCUAUUGAUGAUCUGUCUGUUCUGAAUGGGCCCUGUCCUCCUAACGGGCUGUGUGACUUUGAGAUGGAUCAGUGUGGCUGGGUUAGCAGUGCUCUCAGUGUCCACAGUGUGGCCUGGAGCUGGACCUCUGGAACCAGUGCCUUCGGGUUCGCACCAGAGGUGGACCACACCACCAAUUCUGCCCUAGGGCACUACAUGGCAUUCGACACAAAGUACACCUCAGAGGAGCAGAUUGCUUACCUUCAGAGUGAGCUGAUGCAGCCAGUUGACCACGCCUGCCUGGAGUUCUGGUACUACAUGAACAUGUGGGGCACUGUAGAUAAGCUAACAUUAACUGUGUUUGUGAAUGAGUCUGGCAAGCUCCACUUCCUGUGGAAUCAGACAGGUGUGCAGGGCAAAGUGUGGAACAAAGUUACUCUGGAUUAUGCAGCAUCCAAAAAUUACCAGCUUGUGUUUGAGGCCAAGCGGCCACCCUACGAUGAAGGGGUCAUUGCCUUGGACGACAUCCACAUCAGGGAGAACACAGGCUGCUCUGACUUGAUCCCUACUACACCCGCCCCCACCACAGAGCCCACCACACCCCCUCCAUCCUCCAUGGACUGCAGCUUUGAGGAAGGGCUGUGUGACUGGGUUCAGGAAGCUGAGCAUGGAUUUGCUUGGACUCGUCAAAGGGGAUUGCAGGUAGACACAACGGCCAAAGGACCCUUUUAUGACCACACCAUUAAAAACAGCAAUGGGUUUUACCUGCUUCUAAAUAUGUCUGGAGAUAAAGACAGCAAGACAGCAGCCAUUUCUGUCCCUGUGACUAUGCAGGCUACCAGUGUCUGUGUUGAAUUCUGGUAUUACAUGUUAGGAACUUCGGUGGGAAACUUGGAUCUCCUGGUUAAAACGAAAACAGCAGAAACAGUUGUUUGGACUAGAACAGGCACAGAAGCUGCUGAGUGGCUGAAAACCCAGGUUACAAUCAGCAUCGACGACACACAGAGAGUGAAAAUCUCUGGAAGCAGGAAAACUAAAAGCAGUGGCUUUAUAGCCAUAGAUGAUGUGAGAGUGAGUCCUGGUGCCUGUGUAGAUCACAAUCCAUGUGGUUUUGAAGACUCCUCACUGUGUGGGUUUGAGAAGGAUGUGAGUGACAGCACUCACUGGCUCCACAUGAAUGGCAGCACUGGCCAUAUUGAUCACACUUACAGAACUCAACUGGGUCACUCAAUGGCUGUUUUGGGAUCGGAGCUUCUAAAGCCAGAGACUACACAUCUGCUAACGCCAGAGUACAGCAGAACUACUGAAUCCUGUCUGCAGUUCUGGUAUUGGCUGGCUGCUGGCCCCAAGGAUUCCCUCACUGUGCAUGUUUAUCUAAAUGGAGAGCUGGGACCUGCUUUGUGGUCUCUCUCUGGAGCACCCUCCACAGGCUGGGACUUAGCAGAGGUCACUGUGUCCUCUCCAUCCAAAUUCAGGGUAGCAUUCAGGACAGAACUAAGCCCCGCCCAAGAGUCUUUCAUUCUCCUGGAUGAUGUGUCGGUGAGAGACGGCACCUGCUUUCCCACAGGAAGUUGUGAUUUCGAGUCAGGGUUGUGUAUGUGGAUGAACGCUGCCAACAGAAGCUCAGACAGCCAUGACUGGGUCCAUUCAGAUGGACACUCUCUCGGCCCUCGGGUCGAUCAGACUACACACACUGCCUAUGGCAGGUUUAUGCUGAACCCGUCUCAGACAGGUGGUCCAGGACAGGGCAGCAGAGCGGUGCUUAUCUCUGAGCGGAUCUUACAGAACUCUAACUCCUGCUUCUCUUUCUGGUACCACAUGAACGACAGUGACUCGGGGACCUUGCGAGCAUUUCUGGAUGCAGAGAAAGGCAGAGAGCUGAUGUUUGAAACAAGUGCUGCUGGACACAGCUGGAGGAACUUCUCUACCACAGUGUCUGAGACCAACCCUUUUCAGAUUCUUCUAGAGGCAGAGUCUGGAAAUGGUGGAUUCAUUGCUGUGGAUGACAUUACAGUUAUGAAAGGGCAGUGUGAAGAUGUGGCUGAAGUGAGUGGGGUGUUUGUUGGAUGCCAGUUUGAGACAGACAGCUGUGCAUGGAAGGAUGUGAGUGUGGGGCAGUUUGCCUGGCAGCGAGAUCGCAAUGGCACAACUACUGCUAACACUGGCCCCUCGGUGGACCAUACUACUGGAACAGAGCUGGGCUGGUACAUGGCAGUAGAGGCCAGUCGUGGAGAUCAGAACAGUUAUGCUGCACUGCAGAGUCAACCCAUGAAGGAAGCCAGCACUGAGUGUGUGCUUGAGUUCUACUACCACAUGUAUGGAGAGGGCAUUGGGGAGCUAAAGGUGUUCCUCCAGGAAGACUCAAGAAGAACUCUUCUAUGGUGGAAGUCUGGUGACCAUGGAGAUGAGUGGCGUCAGGCGGAGGUGGCAGUGGGUCGCACUCAUCAAGUAUUCACUGUCCUCUUUGAGGCCACCAGAACCUUCAGUGAGCUUGGUGACAUCGCCAUAGAUGACAUCACCUUCCUGAGCUGUUCACUCCCAGAGCCUCAGGAAUCAUGUCCAGCAGGAACAUUCACAUGCUCCAGCAAUGUAUGUGUGGAGAUGAGCAGAGUGUGUGACUUCAGAGAUGACUGUGGAGAUGGAAGUGAUGAAGCACGCUGUGAGGAGCUGGGUUACAAGCACCGCUGCAGUUUUGAGCACGGCAUGUGCUCAUGGGAGAUUAAUGAGGGAGGGCCUGAGUGGAGUCUGGAGAGAGGAGAGUGGGCAUGGCCAGUGCGUGGACCACCUAGAGACCACACCAGAAACACAGCAGCAGGUCAUUACAUUGUCCCUGUCCCUAUGCAUUCUGCAAGCCAGACCGCAGAGAUCAUGUCUAGCACUCUCCUCCCCAGCUCCAACUGCACUGUGAGCUUCUACCUCUUUUCCCAUGGUAACAACUCCAUGGGCAGACUGAGCACACGGCUGCGGAUGGUCCGCAGUGGAGAUGAUGACAUCAUUCUCUGGGGGCGGAGUGUGAGACGUGAAUUUCACUGGCAGAGAGCAGAGAUCACUUUCUCCUCCACAGUAAACACCAAGAUUGUCUUCCAGUUUGUGGGGAGUGGCGAGAGCUAUGAAGAAUUCAUAGCUGUGGAUGAUGUGUCCUUCUCUCCAAGCUGUGUCCAUGACCCUGACAACAGCCAGCUGCCAAUCACACCUCCUACAGCCCCUCCGUCCACACCCACUGCACCCCAAGCUACUCCCACACCCACUGAAUAUCCCUGCAAGGAGGAUGAGUUUCACUGCUGGAGGUCAAAUGGAGUGAUAUGCAUUGCGGCCAGUGCUCAGUGUGAUUACAGUAUAGACUGCCCCCUGGGGGAAGACGAGGAGACCUGCGGACCCUGUACAUUUGAGAAUGGAAUCUGUAAUUGGAUGGAUAUAAGCCAGAACAGUAACAAGUGGCAGAGAGUGAAGGCUAGUACUAACACUCAACCCCCUGCUGACCACACCACAGGAACAGGUCACUACAUGCAGGUGGAUUUCAGCUCAGGGGCAUCUGAAAAUGAGGCACAGUUUCAGAGCCCAUCACUGCCAGCCAGCUCCCCCUACUGCCAAAUACAGUUUCAUUUCCACAUAGGCAGAGGAGGCAGUGUAGGGGAUCUCAAUGUGCUCCUGCAGAAUGGAGAGGGAAAGACAGCACAACUCUGGACACGCAAUCACAGCACUGCAGCACACUGGAGCCUGGAACACCUGGCCACUGGGAAACAACAACAACCGUACAGGAUUGUCUUCAGUAGUCGGAUCACCUCAGUAGAGAGUACUUCUAAACCUGUGUACCGUGCCGUUGCUCUGGACGACAUCUCUUUCCUGAACUGUGAGACAUCAUAUCAGCCACCAGCUGUGUCUGCUGCUGGUUGUUCCUUUGAGAAAGACCUGUGUGGGUGGGUGCAGGGAAGUGCUGAGGACUUGCACUGGAUCAGAAAGAGUGGACCAACUGAAACAGCCAACACUGGACCUGCAGGAGACCACACCAGCAGCCAAGGAUAUUAUGUGUAUGUUGAAAGCUCAAGGCCUAACACAAAAGGGCAUGUAGCUCAGUUGAAGUCUCCUCUUCUUCCCUCUGCUGGAGAGAAAGGGUACUGCCUUAAAUUCUGGUACCACAUGUUUGGAGCAACAAUUGGAUCACUAAAAUUGUUUCUGCAGAAUAUUGACUCCAGGAAGACAACACUGAUAUGGCAGAGGGUGGGCUCUCAGGGGAAUGAGUGGCAGCUGGUCCAGAGCCAUGUGACCCUACAAGAAGUUCAUCGGAUACUGAUAGAUGCCUCAAUAGGUGGCGAGGCUGGGGAUAUUGCUAUAGAUGAUUUAUGGUUUGCUGAAGGAGCUUGUUCCCCCGCAGGGGGUCUGUGUGACUUUGAGAAGGGGAGCUGUGGUUGGAUGCAGCAAGCUGAUGAUGAUCUUGACUGGAUUAGAGGAUCAGGAAAUGAUCCAGUCCUAAACUCCAAACCAAGCUUUGACCACACAACCAACACAGAGAGUGGAUAUUACUACUACAUUGGCUCUGACUCUCCCCAUGUGCCAGGACACAGUGCAAGAAUGAGCUCUCCUCUCUUCACCACAGGAUAUGGACAGUGCCUUCAACUAUGGUAUUACAUGAGUGGGCAGCAACCAGGAACCUUGAAUGUGUAUCAGGAGCACUCGAGUGAAGAUCGGUCUCUGCUGCUGAGCCAGUCUGGAGAGCAGGGCAAGCUGUGGAGGUUUGCUCAAGCACCACUGCUGAACACUUGGUCUGACUACAGAAUUGUGGUGGAGGGCAUAAAGGGCCAAAGUGAUGAAGGCACCAUGGCUAUAGAUGAUGUGCAACUGUCCAGCUACCCCUGCACUGGCCCAGGCCACUGUGACUUUGAGGUGAACAUGUGUAGCUGGAGAAAUGUGAUUGAUGGGGAUUAUACAGAUUGGCUCAGACAGCAGGGAAACUCUCGAGCAACAAGCACGGGCCCCAGUGUGGACCACACAACCAACUCUUCCAUAGGUUAUUACCUGUAUGUGGACAGUACGGUGGGAAAGCAGGGAGACCGAGCAUUGCUGCUUAGUGAGAUAUUCUCCCCAGACAGCUUGGGACAGUGUUUCACAUUUUGGUACCACAUAUAUGGCCAUAAAAUAGGGACUUUCAAUGUAUAUGUAAAUAACAGGACCAUGCAUGGCAGUGGGAACAGUCUUGGGCAGCUGAUGUGGACGGAGUCAGGAAAUCAGGGGGAUGUGUGGCUGAGAGGCAGAAUCUAUAUUCAUCAAAAAGAGUCAUUCUGGUUCAUGCUUGAGUAUCAGAAGGGUAAGGGAUCUAUUGGAAAUGUGGCCAUUGAUGACCUUCACAUUACCUCUGGAUCAUGUGAACCCCCACCUACAGCAGCCCCUUCUGAUGCAGUAGGAAUAGCAGUGGGCGUAACACUGAUGAUACUGAUGGUUGUCAUAGCCUGCAGUGUCGUCUAUGUUCUACGGAGGAGACAAUCAAACAGAGAACCCCUCAUUGAAAACAACAUGCUGGAAAGAAACGUGUAUGAUCUCUAUGACUGUGAAAUACAAGAUUCACAGUCAUGAAGGGAGACCUUUCAGCUCAUCCAUGCUAAUACUUCAAGAGAACAAACAGAAUCAACCAAUAUCAAUGGUCAUUCUACUCCAUACCACUUCCAUUUCUGAAUAACUGUCUAUGCUCAUUCUAUUCUUUUGUCCCUUAACAUUCACUGUGGUCCAAAUGCAAUUGUAAUUGUAAUUCAAAGUAAACACGCAUUAAUACAUUAUUAUUAUAAUUAUUAUUAUUAUUGACAUGCAAAUGAACUGUAUUCAAAUCUAUUUGGUAAGAGAUGAUGUAUUCACCUUAUAGAAUACGUGUGAUUUUUACUUACAAAAUGAAAGGAUGCUCGAAAUGACUGCAUGUCAAGGUGCUGUACAUCAUUUUUAGAAAACAAUGCUGCUCAAACACACUGAUCAUCAUGUGCCAAUCUACACAGCACGCAGAGCUCCUGAGUAAAAAUACCUUUGUAAGAACUUGUAAGACCUACAAAGGAAAUAUAAAGCCUUUUCCAGCAUGCAGUAGCGCAACUCAACUCAAAUACGACAUGUAUAAAUGUCUAUUCUAGUCAAACGGUUUUGCUGAAACUGAAAUAUGGGUAUGCGUUUUCAGACGUAUGCAAGAUGUAUCAUUUUGACUUUAUCACUUUUCUUGUCUAGUCCUUCCUUGGUGGACACUUUCUGAUCACAGGACCACCAUUGCCUAUAUGUGUUUGGUUGGUGGGCUGUUGUAAAUUAACACACUUAACAUACAAGUUAUAUGCAAAAGUUUGGGUACCCCUGGUCAAACUAACUUGUUUUGUUGGUUUUCUAUGUGAAAGCAAUACACAUCCUGUACAGUAAACACACUUCUGCAUAUUAUGGGUAAUACAUAAUGGACAAUGACUAUUUGCUGAAUUUAACAAACUGAGGAAAAAAACAAAUAAAAUGUGAGUUGUGCACAUUUUAUAUUUUUGAUCAACUCUGUAAAUAAAUACCUGCAACCCUGAGGGAG
Molecule: messenger RNA, 8136 nt
Organism: Pygocentrus nattereri (red-bellied piranha)
Lineage: Eukaryota; Metazoa; Chordata; Actinopteri; Characiformes; Serrasalmidae
Product: MAM and LDL-receptor class A domain-containing protein 1
Exons: 51
Coding region: 51-7172 (2373 amino acids)
Cellular component (GO): membrane
Molecular function (GO): protein binding
Source: RefSeq, a predicted model, not a curated record